GCAAUUUAGUUUCAAAGAAGUUGUCAAAGUAGGCGUUUUAUUUACCCAAAGUCAUUAUUGAAUAUUAUAUAUCGCCCCUAUAAAAAGCCAACAACCAUAACCAAAGUUAGUCAGUACAAAUCAAUAUGGCAUUCUGGGAAACAGGCAAAACCUCUAAAGUCACUCCGAUUUUGAAUCCAAAUCAAAAACAAUUCCUCGAAGAUGAACAACGUUAUCGUGAAAAACUGGAUGUUUUGGGCAAAAAAGAUGGCAGCUUGUCCGAAAUGUAUGUUCGACGUGAACAAGUUAUCGAUGACCCGAAACUCCUGGACAAACAUGACUCCUUCUACCACACUACCAAGAGCCUUCUGGUGCUAUUUCAAAUCAUGGGUGUGAUGCCAAUUCAUCGAAAUCCUCCAAUCAAUAAUAUGCCACGAACUGGAUAUUCCUGGACUUCGAAACAAUUUUUUUGGGCUUUAUUCAUCUAUUCGCUGGAAACUGUGAUUGUUGUGAUGGUACUGAAGGCAAGAGUCAAUCAAUUCGUUACCAAUUCAGAUAAACGUUUUGAUGAGGCAAUUUACAAUGUGAUUUUUAUAAGUUUACUAUUUACACAUUUCCUAUUGCCCGUGGCUUCGUGGCGACAUGGGUCACAAGUCGCCAUAUUCAAGAAUAUGUGGACAAAUUAUCAAUUGAAGUUUUUAAAAGUUACCGGAACGGCUAUUGUGUUUCCCAAUUUGUACCCCUUAACUUGGGGUUUGUGUAUAUUUUCAUGGACUUUGAGUAUUGGAGUUAAUUUGUCGCAAUACUAUUUGCAACCGGAUUUUGAACUGUGGUAUACUGUGGCAUAUUAUCCUAUUAUUGCAAUGUUGAAUGGAUUUUGUAGUUUGUGGUACAUUAACUGCACUGCAUUUGGAACAGCUAGCAAAGCUUUGUCGGGAUUUCUUCAAGAAACCCUUCAACAAGAAAAACCAGCACAAAAGCUGACAGAAUACCGACACCUUUGGAUGGAUUUAAGUCACAUGAUGCAGCAACUUGGUCGUGCCUAUUCCAACAUGUAUGGAAUCUAUUGCUUGGUAAUCUUCUUCACGACAAUUAUUGCAACUUAUGGAUCACUAAGUGAAAUUAUUGACCAUGGAGCUACUUACAAGGAAGUUGGACUAUUUGUUAUUGUUUUCUAUUGCAUGGGAUUGUUGUAUAUAAUUUGCAAUGAAGCUCAUCAUGCUUCACUGAGAGUUGGGUUGGAAAUUCAAACGAAGUUAUUGAAUGUCAAUUUGACAGCUGUUGAUGCAGCAACACAGAAGGAAGUUGAAAUGUUUUUGGUUGCUAUAUCAAAGAAUCCACCAAUAAUGAAUUUAGAUGGUUAUGCAAAUAUUAAUCGAGAAUUAAUUACUUCGAAUGUUUCAUUUAUGGCAACAUAUUUGGUGGUACUUUUGCAAUUUAAAAUAACUGAACAACGAGGAUUGAAAGUUCAACAGUGAUAAGGAGAAAUAACGAUUUUUAAAUUUAAAGUUGAAAAAACAGCGACAUCUUGAGAUUUUUUGUAGUUUACAGGAAAAUGGUUGUUCAAUUUUAUUUAAACAUUAAAACUUAUAGU
This is a messenger RNA of Episyrphus balteatus (marmalade hoverfly), 1573 nucleotides long. It is a transcript of the gene Gr21a, whose product is annotated as gustatory and odorant receptor 21a. Bases 126 to 1457 code for a protein of 443 amino acids. Gene Ontology annotation, cellular component: membrane; neuronal cell body; dendrite. The record is from RefSeq and is a predicted model, not a curated record. Gene Ontology annotation, biological process: sensory perception of taste. Lineage: Eukaryota; Metazoa; Arthropoda; Insecta; Diptera; Syrphidae. The transcript is spliced from 4 exons.